UGGACCUUGAGAGUGGGUGGAAACACAAUACUUUGACAGAACAAUAAGACGCAUUCACUUGCAUGCAAAAAAUGGUCCAUUUUUAUGUUAAAGGUUUCUUUCUAUUGAUCCUGAUUAUUGUCUCAUCAGAAUGCAGCGAUACCCAAACUGUGGCUGCAUAUGAAGAUGCGACUCUCUUUAGGCUGAAUUCAGAUGAAAUUGAAGCAGAAAGGUGCUACCAAGUCAAGGUGACAAAGUACACCUCAGACAAAAAAACAAUGGUCAUCUUUAUGUGGCCCAAAAAGAAUCAACCAUCUAAACGAAUGUCAUGGGAAUCUAACGGAAACGGACUGAUGUUUUUCCAUCUGAAAAAUUUGCAAAAAUCUGAUGAAGGGACGUACAGCUGUGAAAUCUGGCAAGGAUGGGAUCUUGUUCUGAUGAAAAACAUGACUCUGAAAGUAAAAGAUUGCAAAACCCGUCCUGCAGUGAAGGUAAAACUAGACUCAUCCGUCAGGCUGCAGUGCUCUGUUGACAUCACACCAGAGAAGCAAAGACCACAAAAUGUCUCCUGGGCAAAGCUAAAAGGACUUCACCAUGAACCUGUUGACUCUCAGAGGGUUGGACCAGACAACACAUUGAUAAUCCAGACUGUGAGACACAGUGACAGUGGCUGGUAUCGGUGUAAUUAUGUUCUUGGAAAAACUAAGCGCUGCACUGACGUCCGUCUAAAUGUUCAAGAAGCAGAUGACACAUCUGAAGAUACAACAGCCACGACCACCCCAAACACCCCAACACACACUCUGCAAGGAUCACACUUUGCAAAUGUGAUCACACUGCUAGUUCCUGCCACUUUUGGGUUGGUCACUGCCACCAUACUUGGACUGUUCUUUUACUGCAGACAACGAAGGUGGAAAGUUACAGCACAGCAUCAGACUGCAGAUGCACCUACAGAGACUAUGGAUAAUUGUUAUCAGCAGAUGCUUCAGUCACAUUCACAGGAAAUGGCAGAUGAGUAUCAGACUUUACAUGAUCAAUCAUCUUGCACACCAGUGCAUGAAUAAACGAUAUUACUCUUCACAUGAACGGCCGCAUACUUAUACUCUAUGCCACCUUUGGAAAAGGAAAAUUUGUUCUCUUAAAUUUCAGCAACUUCGUGUUUAUAUCAUCGUUGCACUGAGUCCAUUCAUGUCACAUGUGUCUUGUGAGUCUUUCAUUAUAUUAUUAUGACAUCUGUAUUCUAAGAAUGAUGUGUUUCUCAUGUAUUUUUGAACGGAAUGAUGUUGUAAAUGUCAAUUAAAUAUAUCUUCCUGUUACAAGAGGGGGUGCUGUUUCAAACAGAGGUCUACAAAAAUGUAGUUAUUUCCAUUCAGUUCACAGGCUGUAACAGAUGACAGAAAUCAUCCGUGACUGUUGUCGUUCCUCAACAUUUAUACGAGGUAUCUUGGAUCCCAUCGUAGACCAACCCGGUCAGUCAAGCGUUCAGAUAGCCGCCGGUGACGGGACGCGUCCUGGGGUCAUGGAGGGGGAGCACUCCUCAGUCAAGCUCUCUUAACAUGCUUUACUCACUUUUGAACGCAUUUCAACCGAGAAUGUAACCACGUUGAUUGCCAAUAUGUGUUUGGAUCACUCAGAAAAUGGUUGUAUUUUUUUUUCCCCCUUGUAUAUUUGAAUGGAUACAAACAUGAUGGUGUUUCCAGAAUGUUACUGUGAGGUAGUGUUGGUGCAUUCACUUUUAAAUUUGUCUUUAGUGUGGACUGGGCCAUAAACAGUAAAAUUGUUUAAUACCUCAAUGUCCAAAUAAAAAAAAAACAUUAUUUGCAUUGUUUCAUUGGAGGAGGGAAUGGCCAGAUAAUUCCCACUGAAAUGUAUUACUGUAGUUUAAAAGACGUCGUUUGAGACACGAAAAAAGUGUGUAGAUGGUUUCCUGGACACAAAUUAAUUUUCUUGACUCAAAUCAUGAAUUGCCUUGAGACUUUGUUGUGUAGACAUGAGUCUUGAAAAGAAGUGAUAGUACAUUGAGACUUAAUGGGCCAUUUUCACAGCUCCACUACUUCCUGAAAUUAACU
Messenger RNA from Salarias fasciatus (jewelled blenny), 2045 nucleotides. RefSeq lists its product as uncharacterized. The coding region runs from base 63 to 1040 and encodes 325 amino acids. The record is from RefSeq and is a predicted model, not a curated record. The transcript is spliced from 9 exons. Gene Ontology annotation, biological process: cell-cell adhesion. NCBI's taxonomy places the organism in Eukaryota, Metazoa, Chordata, Actinopteri, Blenniiformes, Blenniidae.